UUUUUUUUCAAAGUAUCCUUUGAGGCAAAAAAGAGCAAUAAAAUCGGAAUCAUACUGUUAAAGCAAGGGAGGAUCGUGUUUGGAAACAAUUGCACCACUAUAUCCUAAGGAAAUGGCAGGGAGUGGUAUUUGAGAACACGCCGAUGAAGUGACGUAUGGCGAAAUAAACAUAUCGAAAAAUGUUUUAAUAAGAUAAGACUUUGAUAUCAACUUCGUGUUGAAGUAUGACUCUUUUCGUGAGAUCAAAAUGUUGAUAAUUGACAUGAAAUUUUCCUUAAGGUUUUGUUAAUAACAAAAAAUGUCAUUUAUUCACUUUUUGAUAUAAGCUGCGGUAAGGACCUCAGAGAGUUUGCUUCAGAAGUCAUGGAGGAUACGGGAAAUUAUUCCAAUGAAUAUUAUGAAGAUUAUUACGGCUAUUGGGAUAAUUAUUUUAAUUACACCUAUAGUUAUGAAAGUUCGGACUGGCUUCCCUUAAAUGAACUGGUUCCAAGUGUGACAUUUUACAGUCUGAUCGGCUUGCUUGGCAUUGCAGGAAAUGUUCUGGUCAUCGUCGCCAUUCUUACCUUCCCUCGUAUGAAGAACAUUACGAAUGUUUUUCUUCUUAGUUUGGCGUCAGCUGAUCUGUUGCUGGUUUUGAUUUGUGUUCCGAUCAAGUGUACAGCGUUUUUUACCUACACAUGGCAGAUAGGCGGAUUCCUGUGUACGUUCGUGGCCUACAUUCAGAACGUGUCCAUGGUGUGUUCAGUCAUGACGCUAACUGUGAUGAGCAUAGAGAGAUUUGUUGCUAUUCUGUAUCCUCUCAGAGCAAGAUCAGUUUGUACCAUGAAACAUGCGAAAAUUGUUACCAUUUUAAUCUGGAUUGCCUCGUUCAUCAUCGCUCUACCAACUGUGUUUGUUCAGAAGCUGAAAGAAGUUGGUAAUGAUAAAGUCACCGCCCACUGGUGUGUGAAGCAGUUUUUGUCCCAUGGCUUCGAGAUUGCUUACGAAAUUUACAUGUUUGUCAUCCUGUUUACGAUCCCCCUGAGUGUGAUGUUAGUUACCUACAUAAGAAUAUCCUUGGAAAUAUGGGACGUGGUAUCAAAACGGGCAGUAUUAAGAUCUGGGAGUGAGUACAGUUACACUUCUACCACUCCAAGCAAUGGCGGUAUGAAGAGAGAAGCAUCUUUUCUGAACCAGUCCUCUUCAAGAGCAUCCACAAAGUCAGCACCAAUUACAUAUAACGAAGAUGCCAAAACCAGGAAACAGGUAAACGUCAUUUUAAUGUUAAUGGUGAUAGUUGUGCUAUUUGCAAUUUGUUGGGGACCCAUUCUUUUGAACAAUUUGCUGGUUGCAUUCAAAGUUAUUGAUAAUCUACAUACGGGCAUCCUGAAGCCAAUGCGCAUGGCCUUCCAUCUUAUGUCGUACGCAAACAGCUGUGUCAACCCAAUCGUGUAUGGCAUAAUGUCCAAAAAUUUCCAAGACAGUUUGAAAAGUGUUCUAAAAUGUUUCAAGUCGCCGCAGACCUAUAGAACCUAUGUUUACAGUACCGAUACAACAAGAGCAUCCAUUUUGAAAUCAACAUGCAGCAACAGUGAAAAUGGUUGUAUAGAAAUGACUUGAAAAUUCACAAAAGUGUUAAGAUAUUGACCUGUCACAUUUAAAAUGUAUCAAUAAUAAUCAUAGUUUCUCAUACUUAGUAUACAAUGUAUUUUACGUAUUUCUGACGUACUAGCUGGACGUAUUUUUUAGUGCAGUGAUAUAUAUUUCAUUGAUGUUAUAAGAAUCGUUCGGAAAUAUGUAUGCAUACAUGUAUGAAUAAGUGUUCAUGAUGAAAGGGUACUUAGGAUAGUGUUAUUGUCACUGCAAAUGUAUUUAACUGUCAGAACCAUGCUUUAUAAUACAAUAUAUACGCGUAAUACAGAUAACCAAACGUGUAUCAGAAGGCUACAGAUAUAUGUAGACGUCAUGGCACUUCCGAUUUUGUAAAGUUGAAAACAUUUUAUAAUUAAAAAAAAGAGAAAACUAAUUUUAGGAUCUAAAGGAUGCGAUUUCCCCACCAUUUACACUAUUUACAGUAUUGUGUACAUGUCUUUCAUUCAUGUUUGAAGCGAGUCUUUGAUUCAUGUUUUAACUGUUCUUGUAAAUAAAUCAUUAGUAGACAUUGAUUAAUAA
Saccostrea echinata is the source of this 2151-nucleotide messenger RNA. Its product is annotated as QRFP-like peptide receptor. Gene Ontology annotation, cellular component: membrane. NCBI's taxonomy places the organism in Eukaryota, Metazoa, Mollusca, Bivalvia, Ostreida, Ostreidae. Gene Ontology annotation, molecular function: neuropeptide Y receptor activity. Gene Ontology annotation, biological process: G protein-coupled receptor signaling pathway. The transcript has 6 exons. The record is from RefSeq and is a predicted model, not a curated record. The coding region runs from base 364 to 1599 and encodes 411 amino acids.